Brachypodium distachyon (stiff brome) is the source of this 957-nucleotide messenger RNA. Its product is annotated as protein DEHYDRATION-INDUCED 19 homolog 6. NCBI's taxonomy places the organism in Eukaryota, Viridiplantae, Streptophyta, Magnoliopsida, Poales, Poaceae. The coding region runs from base 161 to 796 and encodes 211 amino acids. The record is from RefSeq and is a predicted model, not a curated record. The transcript is spliced from 5 exons.
AGCUAGCUAGGACCUGUAGGAGCAACAAAGACUGACCUAUCCACCUUCUCUCCUUUUCUGUUACUUUUGCAUGUGUUUCUGUUGAGGUGAACAAGAGGAUACAGAGAGAAAGAGAGAGAAGAAGAGUAGUGAGAGCCUGAGAGGUGGCAGCGAGGGGAAGAUGGAAGUUGAGGCUCACCAUGGCUUCCUGCUAACAGGGAGCCAGCACCUCCAUGGCCACCCUCAUCAUCAAGCUGCAGGUCUGUCUUUGCAAGGAGAUGAUGAGUGUUGGGAGUACUUCCCCUGUCCCUUCUGUUACACUGAGGUGGAGGUUCCUUUCCUCUGUGACCAUCUACAGGAGGAGCACUGCUUUGACAUGAAAAAUGCUGUUUGUCCGAUCUGCGCCGACAACCUUGGGACCAACACAGAUGAACAUUUCAGGAAUCAGCACUCACAUCUACUGACGAGGAGAAAGUCUUCUUCUUCUUCGAAGCCAAGUCAAGAAGCAGCUGACAAGGACACAUAUGAAGAAGAUGAUGACUCCUACUUUGAAGCACCAUCAUACAUCAUCGGCAAGCCAGUUCCUGAUUAUUCCCCUGACCCGCUGCUCUCCGAGUUCAUCUGCAGCUUCAUGCCUCCGAUCGAUUCAGAGCCCGGUGAAGCCAAGGAGGAUCAUGCUUCGCCUUCCUUGGUUGACCCGAGGCUGAAUCAGGUUGUGAUGGAUGAUGCAUCAAAGCAGGAUCUUAAGGACAGGUUGCGGAGAACCGAGUUCGUGAAGCAGAUGGUGAUGACAACAAUUUCAGCAGAUGGAGACUGAUUUUCCAGGGUUCAUUUCAGCAUUUGACUGGGACUGUUCAGGAUCUUGGAUAUGCAGAGCAAUGUGUCAUUUUUUGCUAAGCUUGACCUUUGGCACAUGUAUACCUACAAUCUUGGAUACCUGAAUGAUCAAUCUUAAUCCUUUAGGCUCAGCUUUCGUUA